Astrephomene gubernaculifera is the source of this 2710-nucleotide messenger RNA. The record is from the annotation of a GenBank genome assembly. NCBI's taxonomy places the organism in Eukaryota, Viridiplantae, Chlorophyta, Chlorophyceae, Chlamydomonadales, Astrephomenaceae.
CACAAAUGUUUAUAAGGGGUUUCCUCACUUGCUGUUGCCGUGGGCCUCUUCAACUCUCCCCAAAAUUCUUGUCACAUAUCCUUUCGCUUUUGGUCUCGUUGGAAGCCUACCUGCUUGCUUGUCAACUUUAGGUUUACCGAUUUCUUGAAAUGUGUUUAUAAAUGGUUUCGCCCGGCCGGGCCCAAGCAGACUCUAGGCCUUCUACCAAAGACGUUUCUCCCGUAUGGCCCUCGAGCGAUUCCUCCCUUGCUGGCACCUGUGGGCUUCUUCUGCAGAAUUUCGUGCUCCCGAAGCCACAUCUUCCGGUCUCACGGCGGGACUCUAUAGGAAGUAGGCCAUCCAAUACCACAUCCAGCCGCAAAAGCGUUUCUUUUCGCCUGCGGCUCCGUGGGCCAGGACCUGCGUACAACUCUCCAUCCCCACAGCAGCCAAAGGAGCAGCCAAAGGAGCAGUGCGAUACACCUCAAGCCACAGGCAGCGCUGCGCGUGGAGCCGUGGUUCGCAGGCUCUUCCGAGCGGUGCAGGGCUUACCGGACAGCGACGCUGGGCAAGGCUCCCCAGAGCCCCAGCCCAAGUCAUAUCCCGGUUGGCGUCCGCAGCCUCAGCCAGCGCAGCCAGCGCAGGGAAGCAAGCCUGUAACCGAUUGCUUCAAGCCGUUUCAGCCUGCAGCACCACCAGCGAACGCCUCCAUUGGUGUGCCGUUGCAGGCAUCAGAUGCUAGCGACCAUGGGGGUAGUGGCACCGCGGUCUCUGUCACAAUACAAGGUGCCCAGGCGCUUGGGGGUGUGCCGCAGGCUAAUCCUCAUGAAGCCGGCGGCACCCAAGUCCUAAACCAGCCCGCGCUUGCAGGAUGUUGCAGCGCGAGCCACGUUUCCGUCUGGCCCUCCAGUACUCCAGCACAGACAGGACCGAUACCGCGGCAACAGUUUGCGGUGCAACACGUGCAGAGUUCUGGGUUGUGGCCGCCGCAGCAGCAGCAACAGCACCAACAGGUUCCGUCGCUGCAAUUGCAGUACCAAGCGCUGCAAACUCAGCAUCCUGGGCUGCAGCUACAAGGUGAUAUUACAGCGCAGCCGGCCGCAGCUGCUGGGAGCAGUGCUGCUUGGGACGCCGCCGCCCCAGAUCUCUACCCACCACCAGGGCCCUAUGCUACAUGUACUCAUCCCAUUCAGGGCAUGCCAGGACCAUCUGCUGGACCACCACGCUAUCACGGGGUAAUACCCUCUCACGUAGCUCAGGUCUGGCAGCAGCAACCCGGCUGCCAAGCUCCGACCUGGAGUGCUGUCGCCAGACACGUACCGCAGCCGGGCCCGGCAGCCGGGGCACCCGUCCUAGGAGGUCCAGCGCUGGCAGCAGCCUCCCAAGCAGCUGCUGCAAGCGGCGAGGCGGCGCCGCGCUCAAUAUCAGCAGCUGCUAGCCCGCAGCAUGGUGCGACAUUCGCGCGGGUCCAUCUUUUGCUGGAGUCUCUCAACCUCCGCAACAUGCUGUGCUCAGAGCAGGACACGGCUGCAUGUGCAGACACGCCUGCCUCCCAGAUGAAUCAACCAGGGGCGGCUUGCCAUGCCGGGGGGUACCAAUUGAGUGGGCUGACAGGAGGGGUUACGAGCCAGGCCGCCACCAGCAGCUGCCUAACUGCUGAUGCUACAGGAAACGUCCCCAGUUCUGUGGUGUGGCAGCAGAGCCCGGCAGCGAAUGAAACCCCUGCGCGCUUACGACCCAGACGCACAGAAGGGGAUGGCACUGGCAGCAAACCGGAUGCUUUACGUUGGUCUUUUGACAGGGCUAUCGCAAGCCUCUGUGAGCCUGUACCGAGCGCCGAUCCACAUGACGCUGCUGAAGAUGCCAACGACACGGCGGGCUGGUUCUCCACGGCGCUGCAGUCGGCGUCGGCGGCCUGGCUGCAGUCCGUGGGCAAGGCUGCCGCGCAGCAGCGGCAGCAGGUGCAGCGCGGCGGGGGCGUGGAGGAGCUGCUGCAGCAGGUGCGCGAGGCGCGGCUGGAGAGGCGACUGGCGGAGGCGUACUUGCUGGGCUGCAAGCUGUGCGUGCCAAGAUCGCGGCUGGAGAGGCUGCGGCUGCUGGUUGAGGCCUCGGGUGCUCCCCCUGCCGUCACGGCCGCUCUGUUGGUCCAGCUGGAGGAUCGGCUGCGCCUCAAGGCAGCGCUGCGGGUGCUGCAGCUGCACGCAGCCACUGCUGCGGUCCUGCAGCGCCUGCUUAGGCUGCGGGAGGGGCAAUCAGGGCCGCUGGCUGCAGCUGCGUGGCGCUGCUGGCAGCGAGCUGCCCAGGAGCGGGUGGCGCUGCGGGUGCGCAUGUCAGCGGUAACAGCGGCCAGGCAGCAGCGGCUACUGUCUCAGCUGUUGUCUGCCUGGCAGGCCGUCCUGCGCCGUGCCGCAGACCUCCGCCAGCGGGAAGCCUCCUUAUGUGCAGCUCUUUCACGUCGCCGCCGCUCCGCCUGCCUUCUUGCUUGGCGGUCAGUGCAGCAGCAACGGGCUGCGCUGCGGGGCAUUGAGGCGGAGUGCCGAGUGGCGCGGUCGCGACGGCUCGUGCGCUCCUGGCUGGAAGCGGCCCGGCGCGUGGCACAUGGCAAGCAGCAGGCGCGGCGUGCGGAUGCGCACCACCGGUCUCACCUGCUGCUGGCAUCCCUGGCGCACUGGCGCUACUUGCGCGUCAGCCGCACCCUUACCAGCGUCUGGGAGGAGGCACUGGGCAAGCG